AUGUCCACCAAAAUCCUCCUCCUCAGCGCCGGCGAACUAGGCACCGCCCUCCUGCCCCAUCUCUCCCUCCCCCACACCCACCUCACCCUGGGUACCCGCUCGCCCCAAAACUACACCCACCUCCCCGUCUCCACCAUCGCUCUUGACCUAACCUCCCCCUCCCACACCCUCGCCCAAACCUUCUCAACCUUCGACAUCCUCAUCAGCGCCACGGGCUUCGCCUCCUCCCCCUCCGCCCUCUCAAAACUCACGCACGAAGUUCUCGAAGCCGGCAGACUCAGAAAAGCUCGGGGCCAGGGCAAGAUUUGGUUUUUCCCCUGGCAGUGGGGUGUGGAUUACGACGUCACGCUGGACGCCGGGGGGUUGAUGCCGUUGUUUGGUGCGCAGAAGCGUGUGAGGGAUGUCCUGCGUGCUGAGGCGAGAGAGGCGGGUGUGCGGUGGACGGUUGUGAGCACGGGGAUAUUUAUGAGCUUUUUGUUUGAAGAGUUCUGGGGGAUUGUUGAUAGGGGAAGAGGGAGUGGGAGGGUUGGAGUGAGGGCGUUGAGGGAUUGGGGACAUAGGGUUACGGUGACAGAUGUAAGUGAUAUUGGGCGCGUGGUGGGCAGGAUUGUAGCCGGCAAUGUGGAGGCGGAGGAUAGGGUGUUGUAUGUGGCGGGUGAGACGGUGUCGUAUGGGGAGUUGGCGGAGACUGUGGCGCGGGUGAGUGGGAGGGAAGUUGAAAGGGAGGUAUGGAGUUUGGAGUAUCUGGAAGAAGAGGUGAAGAAGGAUCCCGAAGAUGGUAUCAAGAAGUAUCGAUUGGUGUUUGCAAAAGAUGGGGUGUGGUGGGAUAAAAAUGGGACGGUUAAUGCGGCGUUGGGGAUGGAGAUGAUGGGAGUCGAGGAGUAUGCGAAGAAGUUGUUCGAGGGUACUGGUGAUUGUUGA
Parastagonospora nodorum SN15 is the source of this 921-nucleotide messenger RNA. RefSeq lists its product as hypothetical. The record is from RefSeq and is a predicted model, not a curated record. Bases 1 to 921 code for a protein of 306 amino acids. The transcript has a single exon. NCBI's taxonomy places the organism in Eukaryota, Fungi, Ascomycota, Dothideomycetes, Pleosporales, Phaeosphaeriaceae.